Capra hircus (goat) is the source of this 1381-nucleotide messenger RNA. RefSeq names its product G protein-coupled receptor 171 (gene GPR171). NCBI's taxonomy places the organism in Eukaryota, Metazoa, Chordata, Mammalia, Artiodactyla, Bovidae. Gene Ontology annotation, biological process: G protein-coupled receptor signaling pathway. The coding region runs from base 179 to 1138 and encodes 319 amino acids. The record is from RefSeq and is a predicted model, not a curated record. Gene Ontology annotation, molecular function: G protein-coupled purinergic nucleotide receptor activity. Gene Ontology annotation, cellular component: membrane. The transcript has 2 exons.
UUUUUAGUGCAGCCGGCAGUCCUGCAGCGGGCCUACUACCGCUGAAGCUAGCCAAACAGCUCAUGUUUCUCUGAAGACUUGGAGCAAAGCCCGCUGAAGCACAGAGAAUACACCUUCAGAUUCUUUGGAGCUUUUUGUCUUUGUUCUUUCUGGACAAUCAUCCCUACUGUCCUUGAAGAUGACCAACAGUUCUACCUUCUGCCCAGUUUACAGAGACCUAGAGCCAUUCACAUAUUUCUUUUAUUUAGUUUUCCUCAUCGGAAUUAUUGGAAGUUGUUUUGCAACCUGGGCUUUCAUACAGAGAAACACAAAUCACAGGUGUGUGAGCAUAUACUUAAUUAAUUUGCUUACAGCUGAUUUCCUGCUUACUCUGGCAUUACCAGUGAAAAUCACUGUUGACUUGGGUGUCGCACCCUGGAAGCUGAGGAUAUUCCACUGCCAAGUGACAGCCUGCCUCAUCUACAUCAAUAUGUACUUAUCUAUAAUCUUCUUAGCAUUCGUUAGCAUUGAUCGCUGUCUUCAGUUGACAUACACCUCCAAGAUUUAUCGAAUACAAGAACCUGGGUUUGCUAAAAUGAUAUCGGCUGUUGUGUGGCUAAUGGUCCUUCUUAUAAUGGUGCCAAACAUGAUCAUUCCCAUCAAAGACAUCAAGGAAAAGCCCAACGUGGGCUGCAUGGAAUUCAAAAAUGAGUUUGGAAGAAACUGGCAUUUGCUGACAAAUUUCAUAAGUAUAGCAAUAUUCUUCAAUUUCUCAGCCAUCAUCUUAAUAUCUAACUGCCUUGUAAUUCGACAACUCUACAGAAACAAAGAUAAUGAAAAUUAUCCAAACGUGAAGAGAGCUCUCGUCAGUAUACUUUUGGUGACUACAGGCUACCUCAUAUGUUUUGUUCCUUAUCACAUUGUCCGAAUCCCAUAUACCCUCAGCCAGACAGAGGUCAUAUCUGACUGUUCCACCAGGAUUUCACUUUUCAAGGCAAAAGAGGCCACACUGCUCCUGGCUGUGUCCAAUCUGUGUUUCGAUCCAAUCCUGUACUAUCAUCUCUCAAAAGCUUUCCGAUUAAAGAUCACUGAGACAUUUGCUUCCCAUAAGGAGUCCAAGGCGCAAAAAGAAAAAUCAAGGUCUGAAAACAAUGCAUAAAUACAGGAUUUUUUUCAUGCUAUAACUUCUUGCCUCACCAGACAAUUAAGUGUACAAACUCCUGGGAAGGAGGGAGAAAAGAGCCUCCGUAAGUAAAAAUACAGACAGAGGGAAAAUGCGGCUUGGUUUACUGAGAAACUGUUUCUGAAUACAAGCCCAACUGUACUCUUGUGGUCGUUGAUGCUCCUUAAUACAAAUGUUUGUACAAAAAAAACAAAAAACUAAAAAGUCUUGUUGAACCAA